CAGACUUUUACUUUGAAAGGUCGUCACUGUUGCGCGCGGCGUCCCUUGGAAUCACAGCGUUAGCGAUUAUUUCACAGAAACGACAGCUAGGACUACUUAUACCUAUCGCUGUUUUGGGUUACAUAGGAGAUACUUAAUCUAUUGGGAGCUGAACAGGAACACCAAGCUUCAUGUAACGCCUGCUAUCGCUUGAAACAUCCAGAGACGCCCCCCUUCACUUAGCAUAGAGAGCUAACGCUAAUUACUAACAUCCAGUCGCGUAGUAACAUUAGCUUGUUAGCUUGAAGACAUUUCCAAAGCCGAGGGGCCAGGAUGCGAGAGGAUUAUUUUUGAGGAACGACCCCCAUCCACGUGCCAUGUCUCUGGUUUUCACACGUCCCAAUACCAACGCAGUCCACGGCAAGAAGGAUAAGAGACUGAUGGCGGAAGUGAACGCAUCGCCGCUCAAGCACUUUGUCACAGCAAAGAAGAAGAUCAAUGGGAUCUUUGAACAGUUGGGGGCCUACAUCAAGGAGAGCGCCUUAUUUCUGGAAGAUACCCACAAAAAUGAUGAGUUGGACCCGGUCACCACAGAAGAGCAGGUCCAGGACGUCAGAGGUUACCUCAACAAGGUAGCAGGGAUCGGAGAAGUGCUUGCCCGCAGACACAUGAAGGUGGUCUUCUUCGGAAGGACAAGUAACGGUAAGAGCUCAGUGAUCAAUGCCAUGCUGUGUGACAAAGUGCUACCCUCGGGUAUUGGACACACGACCAACUGCUUCCUGAGGGUGGAGGGCACCGAUGGUAACGAGGCCUUCCUGCUCACUGAAGGAUCUGAGGAGAGGAAGAGCAUUAAGACAGUGAACCAGCUGGCCCACGCUCUCCACCAGGAUGAAGACCUGGACGCUGGUAGUUUGGUGUGUGUUAUGUGGCCUAAAGCCAAGUGUGCUCUUCUCAGGGAUGAUCUGGUUUUGGUGGACAGCCCGGGUAUUGAUGUCACCACAGAGCUGGACAGCUGGAUCGACAAGUUUUGUCUGGAUGCUGAUGUGUUUGUUCUGGUGGCGAACUCUGAGUCCACACUGAUGCAGACGGAAAAAUCCUUCUUCCACAAAGUCAAUGAGCGUCUCUCCAGCCCCAACAUCUUCAUCCUAAACAACCGCUGGGACGCCUCAGCGUCAGAGCCUGAAUACAUGGAGGAGGUUCGCAGGCAGCAUAUGGACCGCUGCACCAACUUCCUGGUGGAUGAGCUGGGCGUGGUUGACCGGAGUCAGGCCAGUGAUCGCAUCUUCUUCGUCUCCGCUAAGGAAGUGCUCCAGGCUCGUGUGCAGAAGGCACAGGGGAUGCCUGAAGCAGGUGGAGCUCUUGCAGAGGGUUUCCAAGCUAGAAUGUUUGAGUUCCAAAACUUUGAGAGGAGAUUUGAGGAGUGUAUCUCACAGUCGGCCGUGAAGACCAAGUUUGAGCAGCACACAGUGAGGGCCAAACAGAUCUCUGAAGCUCUGCGGCGCAUCAUGGAUUCGGUACACAUUGCUGCACAGGAGCAGAGGGUCUACUGCCUUGAGACCAAAGAAGACCGCCAGGACAGACUGGAGUUCAUAGACAAGCAGUUAGACCUGCUGACCAUGGACUGUAAGGCCAAGAUUAAAAAGAUUACUGAGGAGGUGGAGAGACAGGUGUCUAAUGCCAUGGCAGAGGAGAUCAGGAAGCUCCAUGUGCUGGUGGAUGACUUCCACAUGGACUUCCACCCAUCACCAGUGGUGCUCAAAGUCUACAAGAAUGAGCUCCAUCGACACAUAGAGGACGGCCUGGGCAAGAACAUGUCCGAGAGGUGCUCCACCUCCAUCACAAGUGCUCUGCAGGGAACACAGACCGACAUGAUAGAGGGUCUGAAGCCGCUGCUGCCCAGCCCGGUCAGAGAGCAGGUGGACAAACUGGUCCCUCGCCAGUGCUUCAGUCUCAGUUAUGACCUGGCCUGUGACAAACUCUGCAUGGAUUUCCAGGAGGAUAUCAGCUUCCACUUCUCUCUGGGCUGGACCAUGCUGGUCAACCGCUUCCUGGGGCCAAAGAGCAGCCGGCGGGCCCUCAUGGGCUACAACGAUCAGGUUCCUCGGCCCAUGGCUCUGACUCCGGUCAGCACCAGCAUGCCUCCUUUUCCACAGAGCUCCAUGACCCAGGAGGAGCUGAUGGUCUCCAUGGUGACUGGACUAGCCUCUCUCACCUCGCGUACCUCCAUGGGCGUCCUCGUCGUUGGUGGCGUGAUCUGGAAGGCGGUGGGCUGGCGUCUGAUCGCCCUCUCCGUGGGUCUGUACGGGCUCCUCUACAUCUACGAGAGGCUCACCUGGACCACCAAGGCCAAAGAGAGAGCCUUCAAGAGGCAGUUUGUGGACUACGCCAGCGAAAAGCUGCAGCUCAUCGUCAGCUACACCGGCUCCAACUGCAGCCACCAAGUCCAGCAGGAGUUGGCCGGUGUGUUUGCUCAGCUCUGUCAGCAGGUAGACGUCACCCGCCAGAACCUGGAGGAUGAGAUCACUGACAUGAACAGCAAGAUUGAACUGCUGGACAGCCUGCAGAGCAAAGCUAAGCUGCUGCGGAACAAGGCAGGCUGGCUGGACAGCGAGCUGAACAUGUUCACUCAGCAGUAUCUCCACCACAGCAAGUAAGCCUGGCAGAGAACAUCCGCCUGAAAGACCGAAACCUCCAGAGGAACAUGUGGUACUCAAUACUGUCAGCAGACGAGGGGUAAUAGGAUUAGUUAGGAUAUUUAAUUGACUAGUUGGUUUUGAUUUGACUUAAUGGACACGAGUCAGGAACAGAGUCCUGGUAUCAGCUCACGACUUGCCACUCAUAAAGAAACCUUAAAAACAAUCAGCUGGUAAAUAGAAGCCAAAUUGAGACAAAGAGAAACCUUAAAGCUGUUGUCCUGAUAAUUAUUUCUCUAUUUAGCACUUCUAUGUUCAGUUUUGACGAAACAAAGUGAAGAUGAACGUGAGAUCUCACUCUAACCCGAACAGUCGGAACUCUCCUUGAAUCCUUAAAAACCCUGAGUGGCUUCUUUAAAUUAGAUCGAGUCCACUCUGCCUCUGUAGAUUAGAUUUUGUACAUACACUUUGAACACUGGACACGUGCCAUGCUUUAGGAAAAGGCAGUCCACAGGAGGGAACUGAAGAAAGUGACUUAUUAUAAAGUGGGAUUAUAUAGAAGCUAAUUUAUUCUUGAUGGUGCAGAAUAUUUGAAAGAUGAAGCGUGUUGUCUGAGAAGGAAGCUGAGAUAAAAAGGACGCUGAUGAGACUUCACAUAGUGAUGUGCUGUUUUCUAACAGUCCAGUCUGAAGCAUCUAAACUGAAUAUUAUCUGUUCACCUACAUGUACAUAAGCCUGGUGUCUUAACACCUACUGAGUGAUUUUCCUUUGUACUUCUGAGAGUAAACAUGCAGCUUUGUUUUCUAAGGAGAGACUGUGCAGCAGUGAAGUAACCGAAUCGAUUAAUGCACUAAAUGUUACUAAAGAUGAUUUAAUCCCAGUUAAUCCAUGUGAGGAGUAAGGCUUGUGUUAUUCCACAUUCUUGUUGUUGAACAAAGUCCAUGCAGCAAAACCAAACCAAUAAUGUGUCAGUGCAUCUUAAACUGCUGCAGACUUCACGUCUGCAGCUCUGGAACAAAUCAAACAAACGUACAAAUAUUUUCUUUGUUCUUUAAAACGUUUAUUAUAUUUUUAAAGAACUAAACCUUUGUGGUUUACAUUGGGGGAUAUUUGUGGAAAACACUUUAACCUUUUAAAGUGGUUUAAAAACUCUCUCCAGUCAUAGUUUUCAGUCAUGUGACCAGCCUGGAGGGCCAUCAAAGCUUAGGAUAGUAGCAGCUUCCACUGACUCAUGCACUGUUAGUUUGGAUCUGCACAUGAGAUUCGUUGAUAAGGACAAUGACAUGGAAUAUCACAAGGGUGACUUUAACUUCUCAUAAAUAAUGAUAAAAAUUUACAACAGAAAAUUAGGACUGUAUACAUUUGGUUAAAAGAUUAAUUGCAGAAUAGAUGCUGUAAUUAGGACAUUAUCAAGAUUAAUAAAUACUUGAAAACGUCUCUGAAGUCCGGCUCAGACUACACGGCCAGAUCAGCCAGAUUUUGGCCUUACUGGACCGUCGCAGCUCAUUGUCAAAACUGAGAGGGACCUGGAUGCAGACAAAGACCUCCACUUCAUACCGGAAGUCGGAUGAGCACGGCCAUAUCUCGUCUUCUAAUACCGGAAGUCACUUGAACUGAACGUCUUCUUUGUUGCAGCAGUUAUAUAACAUUAAUUUUAAUGAAUUGAUUUAUGAUCGAAAUUCACGUAUCACUGAGCACAGACAUAAUGUGUGACGGGAGAUUGGCUGGCUGGUCAGACGCCGAUGUCGCUGCCAAGUUGCCUGAGGCAAGUCAGCUACAUCCUCAAUACAGUCGACAAGGAUUGUGCAAGUUUCCUGAAUUCUCUCUCCUGUCUACUAACAUGUACAUUUUAUUUUAUUUCAGUUAUCACAUGCAUACUUUAAGUUCUAUCUGAAGGACAGCCGGUCGAUAUUAUCCUCCUCUUCCCCGGUGACCUAUGAACUCUCAAACAUUCGAGGAGACAGUCAGCAUAUGAUGAGCAGUCGGGAUCACUCUUGUAGUUUGGCCAGUCUUUCGGGACGGGACCAGAUUCUUGUUGCAUUGUCUGACAUGGUGCAGCCAUGAAUGACAAAAAUACACGUGUAGUCUGAGCCGGCCUUCAAUCUCCUAAGCCUUCAAAUCAGCCCCUGGUCUCUGACCCUCAGUGUAACAGCAAAACUGUCUGCUGUUACAUAAAAAAGUGAGUCAAAUGCCAAAGAGAUGUUUUUUGAUCAGUUGUCACUGCAGAGUUUGUCCACUAGAGGGCACUGAAGUUUAUGUUUACACUGUUAUAUUUUCUAUUUAUUUACCUGGGCACUACUCCUUGUACUAAAAAUGAUAAA
Cheilinus undulatus (humphead wrasse) is the source of this 4933-nucleotide messenger RNA. It is a transcript of the gene mfn2, whose product is annotated as mitofusin 2. The transcript has 18 exons. Gene Ontology annotation, molecular function: GTPase activity; GTP binding. The coding region runs from base 357 to 2633 and encodes 758 amino acids. Lineage: Eukaryota; Metazoa; Chordata; Actinopteri; Labriformes; Labridae. Gene Ontology annotation, cellular component: mitochondrial outer membrane. Gene Ontology annotation, biological process: mitochondrion localization; mitochondrial fusion. The record is from RefSeq and is a predicted model, not a curated record.